Messenger RNA from Austrofundulus limnaeus, 1233 nucleotides. It is a transcript of the gene lrrc14b, whose product is annotated as leucine rich repeat containing 14B. Gene Ontology annotation, biological process: negative regulation of DNA-templated transcription; negative regulation of apoptotic process; negative regulation of cell differentiation. Gene Ontology annotation, cellular component: cytoplasm. Lineage: Eukaryota; Metazoa; Chordata; Actinopteri; Cyprinodontiformes; Rivulidae. The record is from RefSeq and is a predicted model, not a curated record.
CUUUAUAUUAUGGUACAAUGCAGAUGUUAUAAUAAGGCUUCACAAAGUGUUAGAAUAAUCUUCCCAGCAGUGUUCAAGUGUUGCUUCUAUCAUCUGUGAGGCUAAAGUCCUAAACGGACACCGURGCUGGACGAAGGACAUGAGACAGCUGCUUCUAUUAAUAACCUCGGUGCUCUUAGCUAUCACAAGACCACCACAAUCUGUUCUCGCCUCACCACAGCAAAGCACAGUCCAGGACUAAAGACUGGCAGCAGGAGAGAAUAUCAACAAAUACAGAAACRCUGAAACGAGGAGCUGGUGAAGCAGCUGCUUCACAGAACCAGAGAACAUGAAGUCCCUGCGCUUCCUCGCAGCCGAGGGCUUCAUCCAGACUGGUUCCAGCGCUUUAAGGAACCUCAGCUGUGUGUCUUUUAAUCUCUACCCACUUCUCUUCAAGGCCUGCUACCUGCACGAGAAGGCUGAGCUGCUGCGCGCUCUGGUCCAGUCCUGGCCUCUUCCAGAGCUCAGCAUGCAAAGACUCCUGGGAAAGUCCACCGACUGCCAGGWGGACCUCACCUCCUGUACCUGCAGGCCGUGCCUCCAAGCUGUUGUAACGGGUCUAAAGGAUUAUGUUCUGUCCCCUCCAAGAACUUAUGCCAAGAGUCUGCAUGUGGUGGACCUGACUGCUCUCAAAGACAUYGAGCAUCAGUCCUGUCCCUGCAAGUCCUCCCUGGGUCGCUGGGCCAGAACCCAGCUCCUGACCCAGAUGUGCUACGAGACGAUGGUGGCCAUGCAGGCCAGCGACGUGACCCACUCUUCCUUUGAGACGUCCAUCGACGUGCGUCUGAACGGCUUCGUCACGGGCCGCAGCUACGAGCUGGUGGCGCAGGCCUUCCUGCUCCUCCGGUGCUGCCCCCUGAAGCUGCGCUUCGUCCGCUUCAGAGCCGACUCCCUGUCGCUCAAGCAGCUCUUCUACGUUCUCCGCCUGGCAGAGCCCGAGAUCAUUACAAAGCUGGAGGUGGUCCACAACGUCCCCCUGGAGGCCGCGCACCUGGAGGUGCUGCUGUCCAGGGUGGAGUUCCCAAAGUUACAGUCUCUAACGCUGCCAGCCGGGGCCUUGGAUGUCAGGAGGCUGGGUUCUGAUGAGGAGGACCUCCUGGCGACUAUCGGCAACCUGCUGGGACAAAUCAGCAGCCUCACUGAGCUUUGUGUGGGCUUCUCUACGCUCACCGGACAUCUUCGAAGACUCUUAUA